Leptinotarsa decemlineata (Colorado potato beetle) is the source of this 3582-nucleotide messenger RNA. RefSeq names its product cilia- and flagella-associated protein 70. Gene Ontology annotation, biological process: cilium assembly; cilium movement. Gene Ontology annotation, molecular function: protein binding. The record is from RefSeq and is a predicted model, not a curated record. Gene Ontology annotation, cellular component: motile cilium; extracellular exosome. Lineage: Eukaryota; Metazoa; Arthropoda; Insecta; Coleoptera; Chrysomelidae.
AUAAAUGACUAGUUCAAUAUUUCUUCAUACGAUUAUGCCAAAGUUGACAUUUCAAAGUUAAGUGUUACUGUCAUUAUGUCGAAGAAAAUUCAUAAAACUGCCAAAAGAGGAAAAGAUAAACAAAACUAUGUGGAACCAGUCCAAUUUUCGGAAGCUGCAGUACAAGUUGAAGAAAAAGUAAUAGUUGAGGAAAAAAUAGGUCCUAUCAAAAUAAUCCUGGAAUGUUAUCAAAGUGUAGUGGGAUUUUUUCAAAUCUCUAGUAUACAAACCAAAUGUUCAUUUCUAGAAAAAGUAAUAGGUGAAACGGCUUGGAUACCAGUUUCCGACGAUGAAUUUCUAGACAUAGAUGAAACUUUCUACCUCGACGUUGACAUUAAUUCUGUCAAACACUUGAAUAGGCUGAUAUCUUCCCCUGUCGUAGUGUCAGUAUACCAAAUGAUGGAAGCUUACGAUCCAAACCUUCAAGAUCAACUUCAAAACAGUAUAAGGGUGAGUUCAAUAACUUCAAAAGUUUUUGAAGGCUUCCGCGAAAGCAUCAUCAGCGUAUACGAACCGAUUCCGGAUCAAGCGCUAGAAUUUGCAGAAGAAAGCAACCAAAAGGAGAAGGCAUCACCAAAAGGCAAAAAAAGUAAAUCGCCGAAAAAAGGGAAGAAUAGGUCCUCUGCUAGCGAACCAAGCACAUCGAAGGCUUCUAUGAAAACUAAGGCAACUAAGAAACCAGUUAAAACUAAGCUUUCUAAGAUUAAAUCAAAGUCGACAUCGUCUACAUCAGCGACUACCUCAGGUUCGGCUAUUGAAAUUCGGAAAGAGGUUAUGAGUUUUGGGAUGUGUACGAUCGAUCUACUACCACUUUUUUAUGGUCAGAAAUCUUUUUCGGAAACAAUUCUCAUAAAACCCGUUCGAAAGUAUGGAGAAGAGCAAAUGAAAACAUACGAAACGAAUCCAAAAAUUGUAGUUACAGUUUCCGUUGAAGAGGAUAUAAAUAUUAUUGGCUCUACAAUAAUGAAUUGUACAGUGGAGAGUAUUUAUAAUAUACCUUUAUUGAUGACACCUGAAAUGGAAUAUAUGAUGUGUGGAAUUAUCUCAGUGAAUGAAACCGAAAAAUGUUGCAUGAUGUUUGCAAACCCCAAAUACACCACACAAAUAAGUGAGGAAUCAAACAGAUUAUGGCCUGGUGUGCAGAAUAUAGGUUUUGAUGCUUAUUCCACGAAAUAUAGGAUGAGCUCAGAUGAGGGAUCAAUUUUAUGUAAGUUAGAAGACGAUAUUCUUCCCUACUUGAAACAAGACAACCCAAGAUUGGAGUUCAACAUGAUUAGGAGAAAUUUUUUAUUGCGAGACGGAAUGAACAAUCUUGCUGCGCACAUCAAAACGCAUCGCCACCUGGUGAUGGAAUUUUACAUGACGACUAAAGUUUCGAAAAAAUCUUCGUCAAAUGUGUCGUCACAAAAAUUGAACAAGAGUAGCAAAAGGAUGUUGUCAGCUACAUCAGAAUCCUCUCAAAAUAGUCACGAAAGUUUCAAGAAACCUACGAGUAAACAGCAACCGUUUUUGCAUCUUAUGACUAUUCUAGAUGUAUCUACCCUUUUAUACCCAGGAGUUCGUUGUGUACGAGUUGCAAGUCCCUUGACAACUUUCAGUAAAGAAGAUGCUCUAAAAUUUGGAGGUCUGAAAGAUUCUUAUUUCAGUCAGUCGGAUGAAGAAAAUAUCCAACAAAAACAAAAAGGUUCACCCAAAAAAAGUAAAGGGGGUAAAAAAGAUAAGGGAUCGAAGGAAAAGAAAUCAACACAAAGUUCUAGAUCCACGAAAGAUGUUAUCAAAGAAUCAACUGAUGAAAGUCCAGAAGAGGCUCCUCCGGAACCGGAACCAAGCAUGCCAGUUUUCGAUGAAAACGGAAAACCCUGUUUCAUCAUCGUUGAAAUCGAGUUAUCAAAACCAAUAGUUCCAGAACAUGAUGUGGAAGAUCUAACCGAACGGUUGAAAAACAUGCUCAAGAAACUAGGACAUACUUCAAUUAAAAUAGAGCAUCCGAAAGGGAACCCUCUCAGAGAUAUAUUGAAUGAUAUAAUUCAGGACAUCAAUAAGAACUUUCCAAGAUUUCUAGAGAGUAAUUGUUCGCGUAAAGUAAUCAACCAGACCACAGAUGAUUUCUUGAAUUUCAUAAAGUCUACUGGAGCGUAUAGGGAUUACUUGACCGCUAUAUCCGAGAUUGCAACGCCUUUAGUGAAAUCUAGAAUAGGCCUGGGUAUGGAUAUCGAAAAGAACAAUAAACACCACCAAAAUUUAAUCAGUGGAGAAUUCGUCUAUUUCGUUGAAGGAAUGAACGAAACUCUCAACAAGUUGGCCUGCCAAGGAAUGGAACCAGCAAUUGGAGAAAGAUUCUUGAAUAACACUCUCUUCUUCGCAAAAGAGGCUUUGGAAAUGAAGGAUCCUGUUUUGGCAAAAAGAUACCUGCUUGAGAGAAUCAGUAGCGAUGGAAAAAAUCCAAACUACUGGUUUGAUUACGCAGUAUAUUCUAUGGAAAUGAAAGAUGAUAUAAAAGCGUACGUUUGCAUAAAAGAAGCUCUAUUAAUAAAUCCUGCUCAUAAAUAUAGUUUGUUGUUUUUCGCAAUCCUCUUGGACGAAAGAAACCUCAAGGAAGAAGCAGAAGCGUGUCUCUUGAACCUCACGAUACAAGCUCCACGAUGGUCGGAAGGAUGGGCCAUUUUGUACUUGUUUUAUAAGAAAUAUGAAAACUACGAGGGCAUGGAUGUAUCUUUGGCAAUGGCCAAAAAAUAUGUAGAAGAUGAACGAACUCCCAUAGAUUAUUUCACGUAUUUCGAAGACUUAGCAUGGACUUACAAAAUUUGUCCCACGAGCAUAUUUUUCAGGGCUGCAACAAGUUUACUGAAAAUGAGAUUAUACGAUUGGACAGAAAGAUGUCUUUCAGAAGAAAACAAUAAUCACAGUGGCUUAGUAAAUUAUCUCCUCUCCGCAAUUUGCUACUACAAAGGACUUUACUCUGAUGCUUUGCAACAUAUAGAGAAGACUAAGUCAGAUUAUGGGUUGAAUUAUGCCAUUGCUGCUCUUUCUGGGCACUGUCUUUAUGCUCUCAACAAGAUGGGGGAAGCUAAACAGGAAUAUUGUCACACACUUGGAUACAUCAACAGGCCAAAUUUUAUCCAUUUGGUUUAUUUGAACUAUGCCGAUAUUUUAGAAAAAUGUGGAGACUACCAAGAAUCCAAAAAAAUAUUGUUGCUUGCCAAUAAGUAUACUCCUACGCCUACCAGUUGGUUGAAAACUGGUCUGUUAUACUUUAAGGAAAACGAUUUACUUGGAGCUGAAGAAUGUUUCAGGGAAGGAAAUCUAAUUGAUCAUCGUCGUUAUGAGUUAUGGGAAAACUUGUGUUCAAUUAACUUGAAGCUGAAUAGACCACAUGAAGCAGAACUGUGUAAUCAGCAAGCAAUAAAUCAUAAAUUAGAGAAACAGAGACUUGAAAAGGGCAUUGAAAAUUAGUUUGAAAAAUGGAAAAGCAGAUAACCCUAUUUUUUGUUAAUAGUUUAUAUAAAGGAUUGAUCAGUCAAUAAACUAGCAAUUAAUGUAAUA